AUGACUGCCGCUCAGACUUCCACAGCUGGCACGAGCGGAGGCAAUGAUCAGCCCAGGCGUGGAGCCGCGAACAAUGCGGGCAGAAACGACAAUAAGAAGAGAAAGGAGAUUUUCAAGGGAGAUAUUGAAGAGAUGGGUGGUGCGGUGCUCCAGUUCCCAGAAAAAAGGAAUCGAGGAUCCGCCGCCCAAUAUGAACGAUUUUACAUGGCGUUGAAGGACUAUAUUGGCCGGGAGGUUUCAGUGGGUGCUGCCAAAUUAUGGGCCAAGACCUACGUGAAGGAGAUGGACCCUUCUUGGGAACCUCCAGUCCCCAUCGAGCCUACAACCAACAAGAAUGAUGUGAAGGCUUUGCUACUCUACGAAUCUGAAAAAGCAGCCUACGUCAAACACAUUGGAGCUACUUGGCCCGCUGCCAAGCUGGAGAUCUGGAGCACCAUCAUGGCCCAGUGCUCUCCCAAGCUACGUGCCCACCUACAGCAGUUGCCUUUCUACGACAAGGCCGAAAGCACCCACGAUUGCAUCGCGCUACUUGAAAAUGCGAAUGUUCUAUGUGGAGGAGGCAACCUACUGGCCUUCCAGCCCCAAGCAAGAGCGGAGGCACUCCUAGACCUAGUGCAAUACAAGCAACUCAACGGCACACUGGACGACUACUACAACGAUUUCAAGGCACGGUACGCCACGUUCAGCAGUCUUGGAGGAGAUCUGACAACGAAAGAGGACACCUGGACGACUGCGAACGGCACGACGGCAUCAACCAACCAAGCAUUGUUAGUGUGUCUGUUCUUGGCCAAUGCCGACAGGAAGCGAUUCGGAGAUUGUGUGACGGAUCUGCGAAACGACGCGUCGUCGAAACUAGUUCGCUAUCCCGAAACACUUGCGGACGCAUACACGAUGCUUGGAGAAUACGUUCGGAAGCACAAGAAAAAUAGUAAUAACAACAAUAGCAAUGAAUUGAAUGCCUAUUUGGAAAUAGACCAUAGUCGUCCGGAGAACGAAAUUUGUUUGACCAGUACGAAAUAUGAGUGGUUGAUCGACUUGGCAUGGAUCCUACUGGAUACGGCGAGCACCGUUACGAUUUUCUGCAAUGCUCUCUACCUACGAGGAAUGCGACAAGCACGACAACCGACGACUAUUCAUACAUCUGGAGGAACGAUCACAGCAACAUUGGAAGGAUACUUGCCUUUCCUUCGAAAAUGGGUUGCAUUUCAUCCAGAUUGCCUCGCAAACAUCAUUUCGUUCCGGGACCUCCUUGAUGCGCACCAUGUGACAUUGAACUCUCGUCAGUCACGUAGCUUUACGGUGCAUUGCCUACGCAAUGGUACUGGUCGAACGCGCAGAAAGGUGCAUUUCCGCCCCUCCGGGACCGGACUAUUCUAUUUCGAUCCAGAAGGCGACUUAAGUGAGACUUUUAAGCGUUUCCCCGAGAGCGUGAAGCGUUUGUCGAGCAUCGAACGCUCGACACACGAACGCUCGACGCACGAAAUACUUAAUGCCACGGUAGCUGAGAAUCUAAAAGCUUUUUCUGCACGUCAACAAAUGCGAAUUGCGAAGGCUCGCGAGGUCUAUGCUGAUGUAGGGCGACCAUCCUUUGCGAACUUCCUACGCAUGCUCAAGUAUCGUCAGAUACCGGACGUGCCAAUAACAGAAGAAGAUGCGGAGAACAUGAUCCGCGGAUAUGGGCCUGACGUCCAUGUACUACGUGGGAAAACUGUUCGCAGACGACCCAGCGCCGUUCCAUCCGGGAGGCGAAUUUCGCCACCGGACUCCAUACUUAGAGCUAAUAGCCAGGUCAUUAUGUGUGCCGAUAUCUUCUUCGUCGAUAGCAUCCCGUUCUUAUUGGCCGUAUCGCGGAAUCUACGUCACGUGUUCGUUGACGUUCUG
Messenger RNA from Cylindrotheca closterium, 1881 nucleotides. NCBI's taxonomy places the organism in Eukaryota, Bacillariophyta, Bacillariophyceae, Bacillariales, Bacillariaceae. The record is from the annotation of a GenBank genome assembly.